AUGGAAGAAACAUGGAUCGGAAGAGGAGCCUUUGCUCAUGUGGUCAAGAUUGGAAAAUAUCCACCGCAUCUUGCCGCCAAAUACAUUCGAAUUGUUUACGGGAAUUGCCGUGAAUUCUACGAACGGGAGUUCAAAGUGUUACAAAAACUGCGACACCCAAAUAUUGUGAACUAUUAUGGAAUGUGUGAGACGAGAAAAGAUCACGAUUCAUAUUAUGUCAUUCACAUGGAGUUUUGUGAGAGAUUGUCUUUGAGGCAUGUAUUAAAAGACGCAGAAGUGAUCUACAGUAUGAAAACGAUUCUCGGAUGGGCUGAACAUCUCACUUCAGCACUUCUUUACCUAAAGAAUAGUCAGAUCAUUCAUCGGGAUAUCAAGCCAGAAAAUAUCCUUGUCACAAAUGAUUUUGUGCUGAAACUUGGAGAUUUCGGAUUCGUGAAAGAAAUCAAUGGCAAUCAAUAUUCGAUGUCGGUGGCGGGGACGGAUCGAUAUGUGAGCCCCGAAUCAUCGGGAUUCAUUCGCGAGAUUACGGCCACUUACAAAAGUGAUCUCUACUCGGUUGGACUGGUUCUCUGGGAAAUCGUUGAAAGAAGAAAAAUCUUCGAAGAGUACGAAGACGAGAAGUUCAAAGCGUUUGCUUUAUUUGAGGAUCUGAGAAUGGGCGCUUUCAGACUCAAAUUCUCAUAUUGUGAUGAUGAGUUUAAAGAAGUCAUUCUCAGAUGUACUAAUUUUAAUCCCGAAAUGCGUCCAGAGGUGGAGCAAGUGCACGCACAAGUUGUACAAAUGAAUGAGUCAUCUCCAAUGGAAUCCUUCCUCCCAAUCAUUGAGCCAAAUCAAAAACAUCCGCUCAAACCCGUUCCGCUUCAGAGAAACAACCAAGAAAUCCAAUCUUUUCAUUCUGAGAAUACGGAACUCUCCAUAACCAUUCCCAAUAUUUCAAUGUCACCUUCUAAAAGUCAAUCUCACGACGAAAUGAUCAUUGAACUAACUCUAGAGAAUGAAAGAACAGAGAUUCCACUCAAAAUCACCCUCAAAGAAGCGAUUUCUAAUCUGAAAAUGCUGGCAAUUCGUGGGGAUAAGAAAUUGCUGAAAGCGAUCGAGAACCAAAUCAAAAAGUGCACUCGUUUUCCGGAUGAUUACAUUAUUUGCAUUGAUGAGAUGCCGAAAUUUCCACCAAUAAUCGAUCAAAAACUGAUUCGUUUCUUCCAGUUACGAAAAUAUCCAAACUGGGGAAAUCUGUUUCCGAAUGUGAAGAAAUCAAGAAUUCCGACAUCGAUUACGAAAGUUUAUCCGAUUAUGAAACUU
This is a messenger RNA of Mesorhabditis belari, 1302 nucleotides long. NCBI's taxonomy places the organism in Eukaryota, Metazoa, Nematoda, Chromadorea, Rhabditida, Rhabditidae. The record is from the annotation of a GenBank genome assembly.